CCACUUCCCAUUAUAUCACCUGUUGCUCCAACACCCUUGACACUUACUCAUUUUUUGAAGUAUGCCAAGGACCACCUUGGUGUUGCAUUUGCCCCAACAUAUGAACCCUCCCUGCAUGGCAUUGGUGCAGGUCCAGAUAUACUUGCCAAGAUGGCUGACCAAGAUCUUGCUCAAGUUAGUCUCAGCAUAGGUGACAUUAUUUGGCUGAAGAAAAGGAGUAUUACAUGGUGGAAUGGCCCUCUUGCAAAG
Molecule: messenger RNA, 249 nt
Organism: Suillus subaureus
Lineage: Eukaryota; Fungi; Basidiomycota; Agaricomycetes; Boletales; Suillaceae
Exons: 1
Source: RefSeq, a predicted model, not a curated record